AUGUCGGCACGGCAGAUAUUUCUCUGCACUCUCUCCCACGCUCUACCUCUAUCUUCCUCUCUUACCUUCAAAUCUAGAACAUUCCUCUUCCUUCCCUUCGUACACACUUACCGCACUCUAACUCCCUCGCUCUCAUCAAUGCCUCGCAAUCAGCGAAGUGGCGCGAACGUGGAACGGAGAUGGAAAUUGAAAGCGAAAACCGGGGCGCAGUUGUCCGCUAAGGGAGACGCCGCUGCAACUGCUGAGGAAACUGUUACUAAUAAGCUUGCUGGAUUGAGUAUUGGUGAAAACAGUGGGAAAACCGGUGCGCAAGGUGCGGUUUGGAAACCUAAGUCUUAUGGAACUGCGAGUGGAGGCACUGUUACCGAAGUUGAGAAUGGAACAGCAAUUGAGGCAAGUGUAGCUUCGACACAAAAGAGUGGUGGAAAUGGUCUAAGUAAGAUAUUUCGCGGUAAUCUGUUAGAGAAAUUCACUGUGGACAACUCCACGUACACACGUGCACAAGUCAGAGCGACUUUCUAUCCCAAAUUUGAAAAUGAAAAGUCGGAUCAAGAGGUCCGGACAAGAAUGAUUGAGUUGGUAGCAAAAGGGUUGGCUACCUUAGAGGUUUCCCUUAAACACUCUGGUUCUCUUUUUAUGUAUGCGGGUCAUGAGGGUGGAGCUUAUGCGAAAAACAGUUUCGGAAAUAUAUAUACUGCUGUUGGUGUAUUUGUUCUUGGACGGAUGUUUUGUGAGGCUUGGGGAGCUGAAGCUUCAAAAAAACAGGCUGAGUUUAAUAAUUUUCUUGAGAGAAACCGGUUGUGCAUAUCAAUGGAACUAGUAACUGCUGUUCUUGGAGACCAUGGACAGCGUCCCCUAGAAGAUUAUGCGGUAGUCACGGCUGUUGCUGAACUGGGAAAUGGAAAGCCAAAGUUCUAUUCAACUCCUGAGAUAAUAGCUUUCUGUCGAAAAUGGCGCCUUCCAACAAAUCAUGUGUGGUUGUUUUCAACAAGAAAAUCAGCCGCAUCUUUCUUUAUUGCCUAUGAUGCCUUAUGUGAGGAGGGGACUGCAACGUCUGUAUGCAAGGCUCUUGAUGAAAUUGCAGACAUCUCUGUACCAGACAACCAAUAUCCUUCUGAAGACAACUCCUGGUGGUUUGUAGUUUUUGCGUUCGUCUUGUUUCAGUUUCAGUCUGCUGUGUUUUGUUCGAAAGACCAUGUAAAAGCCCAAGGUGAAAUUUUAGAGGGUCUUGUGGCUCGUCUUGUAAGUCAUGACAGUUCAAACCAUAUAGAGAAAACUUUGAAAGAAUUUCCUCCUCCAGCUGCUGAUGGAGUGGCCCUUGAUUUUGGACCAAGUCUAAGGGAAAUAUGUGCAGCAAAUAGAUCUGAUGAAAAACAGUGGGACCUUGUGAAGCAGGAUAUAUGGGUUCCCCCCUCCCUCUGUUCAGGGUGUUGUCAAAUAAAAGCACUUCUCAAGAGUGUUGGUAGUUCUUUUUGUCCUGGCUACUCAGAUUGGUUUGGGACUGAUGGUGCUGAUUAUCAUUCAAGAAAUGUGGACAGAUCUGUUCUUUCAAAGUUUUUACAAGCCCAUCCUGCAGACUAUUCAACGAAAAAGUUGCAGGAAGUUGUUCGGUUGAUGAGGGAAAAACGUUACCCUGCUGCAUUCAAAUGUUAUCAUAACUUCCACAAGGUUGAUGCCAUGUCAAGUGAGAAUAUUUUCUAUAAAAUGGUUAUUCAUGUACACAGUGAUUCUGGUUUUCAGCGAUACCAAAAGGAUAUGAGGCUUAAACCAGGAUUAUGGCCAUUGUAUCGAGGUUUUUUUGUUGAUAUAAAUUUAUUUAAGGCAAAUAAGGAGAUGGCCGCCGAAAUUUGUAAGAACAGUGUAAAUGAAACUGGUAACUACAGCUCUGGGGAAGAUGACUUUGCUAAUGAAGAUGCAAAUUUAAUGGUCAAAUUGAAAUUUCUUACAUAUAAGUUGCGAACCUUUCUCAUUCGGAAUGGUCUGUCAAAUCUGUUCAAAGAAGGUCCAGGUGCUUACAAGGCUUAUUACCUAAGUCAAAAGUUUCACAGUCGAGGUCAAGGAUCUCAGCAGCACUGUGAAAGAGAUCCUUGGGACUUGCAUGCUGUUCAUGGAGAUGUUGAGGAUCUUCUUAAUUCAUAUGUUAAGUUACAACAAAUGAAAAAAUGGGGGACCUCUCCAGAAAAGCAGAGAGAACUUAGCAAGAUGCUUGAUGAAUGGGCUGUGUAUAUAAGAAGGAAGUGUGGGAAUAAACAACUGUCAUCAUCAACCUAUCUGAGCGAAGCCGAACCUUUUCUUGAAGAGUUUGCAAAACGUAGUCCACAGAACCAAGUUCUGAUAGGUUCUGCUGGUAAUUUAGUCAGAACUGAAGAUUUCAUGGCUAUUGUCAAGGAAGGCCAGGAUGAAGAAGGUGAUCUUGUGGCAGAGCGGAAGAUAGCACUGCCAGGGCCUAAUAUCUCAGUCAAAGACAGUGUUCCAAAAUAUGAAGGGUUGAUUGUAUUCUUUCCUGGAAUACCUGGUUGUGCUAAGUCCACCCUUUGCAAAGAAUUGCUAAAUGCCGAAGGAGGACUAGGAGAUGAUCGACCAGUUCACAGUCUCAUGGGUGAUCUGAUUAAAGGAAAAUAUUGGAAGAAUGUGGCUGAAGAAUUCAGAAAGAAACCAAAUUCGAUAAUACUUGCUGACAAGAAUGCCCCAAAUGAAGAAGUUUGGAAACUGGGGAAAGCGAGUGGGAUUGGCUGGAGUACCAUUGGGUUGGCAAAAAUAGCUGAGUCUGUCUAUGAAAGAUGUUGGCCAGAAGAACUGGACAUUGUUAAACCCAAUUUCCAGGUGCCAGGUGAGAGCAUGCUGCUGCAAGGGAUAUGCAGUGUUACUUUUGCUUUUGACUUGAUAGAAGAUAUGUGUCGCAAAACCAGAGCAUCUGCUAUACCGGUUGUACCUGAAUCUGAAGGAACUCAUACAAAUCCAUUUUCUCUUGAUGCAUUAGCUGUUUUUAUGUUCCGUGUGCUUCAGCGAGUCAAUCAUCCGGGAAAUCUUGACAAAGCAUCUCCAAAUGCUGGCUUUGUGUUGCUAAUGUUUUAUCAUCUUUAUGAUGGCAGGAGCCGUAUAGAUUUUGAGUUUGAAUUGAUUCAGCGCUUUGGGUCACUUGUCAAGAUACCACUACUAAAAUCUGAUAGGACUGCCCUUCCUGGGCCAGUGCAGUCCAUUUUGAAGGAGGGAAUUAAUUUAUAUAGAAAUCACGCACUCACACCUGGAAGAUUAGAUUCUACCAAAGGAUAUUACGAAAAAGAAUGGAUAAAAUGGGAGAAACAGUUACGGGAUAUUCUUUGCGAAAAUGCUGAGUAUUUUAAUUCUAUUCAGGUUCCAUUUGAGUUUGCUGUCAAGCAAGUGUUGGAACAAAUGAGAAACAUUGUUAAACGAGAUUACACACCACCAAAUACUGAAAAGAGGAAACUUGGUACCAUUGUUUUUGCUGCUCUCAGCAUGCCUGUUACUGAAAUUAAAGGCGUCCUCAAUAAAUUGGCCGACAGUAAUCCCAAGAUUGACGUAUUCCUUAAAGACAAAGAUUUCGAGAAUCUUAAUCGAGCUCAUUUGACUCUUGCCCACAUGAGAAGUCAUGGCAUCAAAGCCGUAGCUGAUUAUGGUAUCCAUCUUAAUAAAAAGGUUCCAGUGGAAUUGAGAGCACUGCUCUUCUCAAAUAAAAUGGCCGCAUUUGAAGCUUGUCCCGGCUCAGUGGAAGGUGAGAAGGUAGUUUCAAAAAAUCCGUGGCCUCAUAUAACCUUGUGGACUGCUGAAGGUGUUGCACCCAAGGAGGCCAACAUGUUACCAGAGUUGUUUGCAGAGGGGAAAGCAAAUCGAAUUGACUUCAAUCCUCCCAUCAUUUUGUCUGGCACUGUUGGCUUUUAUUGA
Molecule: messenger RNA, 3903 nt
Organism: Sphenostylis stenocarpa
Lineage: Eukaryota; Viridiplantae; Streptophyta; Magnoliopsida; Fabales; Fabaceae
Source: the annotation of a GenBank genome assembly